This is a messenger RNA of Pseudonaja textilis, 2326 nucleotides long. NCBI's taxonomy places the organism in Eukaryota, Metazoa, Chordata, Lepidosauria, Squamata, Elapidae. The record is from RefSeq and is a predicted model, not a curated record.
UAUAUGCCAACAAGUCAUUUUCAAUUCCUAGUGACCACACAGAUUUUUUUCCCCAUGACCGUUUGUCUCUAACUUGAUCUUUCGGGUCUUUUUGUCCUCUUACAUAGAAACUAAGUAUUGAUCAAAAUGAAAAUAAAGAACUCCUACUCUAGGGCCAUAAGGCUGACAUCCUCAACAAAGAGCACAACAGUUUCUGAGCAUCAUUACUCCUACAGUUCCAAGUUCCGUCCUUUCGCUAACAAUUGCCAACCGAUAGUAGAGUCGCGUCUUUGCCCGUGACUGUAGGACCGCCCCCGUUAUCUCCUGCCUUCUGCGAAUGCGCAGUUAAUACUUUUGAAGCCGAAAGGGUGAGACGAAGUUGCCCGUCCAAAGGGCGUCCCGAAAAUGUUCUCGUUCAGGCGAGGUGGGAGAGUCGCGAGGCCCGGGCUACCUGCGUAAGCUCCUCCUCCGCCCAUCUUUUGUAUUGCACGCACGCAGUUGCCUGAAUGAGGAUCACGUGUUUGAAGUUGGUGCCUGACCAAACCAAGGCGACCGACCGUCUGCUUAGCGGUGCCGCUUUGUUAAGGCGGCUGCGUCCCACCGGUACAGAAGCACCGGGCCGAAGAGCAGCCCAUCUAUUGUCUUCGCCUCCCGCUUGUUCCCGAGAGACUCCUCGCCAAAAUGGCAGAUCUGAACCGGCAACUGCAAGAAUAUUUAGCUCAGUCCAAGGGCGGCGGCGGCGGCGGCUCGACGGUUUUGUCGGUUCCUCAGACCCCGCCUCAGGACGAGGCAGAAGAAACCGACUCGGGCUUGGGCGUCUGGCUGCGGCGCAUGAACCCUUUCCCCGCGACAGAAACGUGGUCGGGGGCGGCCGAGCCGGAGACGGAUCCGUGGCUACCGACAGGGAUGUCCCGUUGGCAGAGACUAGUGGGAAGUGCCCUGUGUCUUCUGCUGGCUGCUCUCUGUUUCGGCCUCGCCGCGCUUUAUGGCUCGCUCCUGCUGCUUCGGAAGUUCGCGCUGCUCUGGUCCUUGGGCUCGGCCUUUGCGUUGGGAGCCGCUGGUUUCUUGCGGGGCCCGAGUCGUUUCCUGGGCGAUCCUGACCGGCGCGGCCUGGCUAUCCUGUAUUUGGGCGCCGUGGGCGGAACUCUGUACGCUGCUCUCGGGCUCCGAAGUACGCUGCUCACGGUACUGGGUGCUGUAGUUCAGCUGGGAGCCGGAGGCGCCUACUUGUUUUCCUCGUUGCCUGGCGGUUCUGCCGGGUUGCGCUAUGUCGGCAGCUUCCUGGGUAGCUUCGUGCGACGAAGUGUUUCUAAAGCUCUUCCAGUGUGAGUUAAUCUGUCGUCUGCAGUCCAGCUCCCGGGCUUGGGAAGACUGUUCCUGGAGGAGGCAACCGGGGCCACUUUUCAAAGUAGUGCGCAGAGCAGGAUAUGCAGCCUGAAUCCCACCACUCCUUGAACAGAAAGUUUCUUCUGCGACUACUUGGUGAAUUCCAGGAGACAAAAGACCGGGAGAUAAUGCAGUUCCCUUACUGUGGCUGUUUGCUUGCUGAGAAGUAUUAAAGUAGUAAAACAAAAGAUGUGACUUAAAACUGAAUUACCUACGUUGGCAGGUAGAAGGAGCCAAAGGUUUUGUAGUCUGUGUUCCUCCGACCAUUGCACAAACUACCCCAUUAACCAUUUUUAAAAUGUACAGCCUCAUGAUUUCUCUCACUCUUGGGCUAUAAAAGAGGCAGCUGAACAUUUCCUUUACCUAUUCGUUAUUGAAGUGUUUUCCUUCUUCUGACACAAUUUUGGGGUGGGUGUGAUUAGGAUGCUGUCAAUAAUUUAAUUGAUGGUGUUAUUGGACUGGGAUUUGUCCAGCUGCUAUUAGCCUUUGAACUGGUGUGCAACUUCUCCACUCCAGUCAGUGGUACUGCCUUAUUGGCCAUUUUGUCCUGAACUGCAGAACAGACCUGGGUUAGAUGAGGUUAGGCAUAUUGUUCGUUAAAGAUGUGCUCCUUUAGAAUAUUAUCUGUAUGGUGAAAUUAGCAUGUAAAGCCAUACACAUGAACAUAUUUUCUGUACAUGUUCUGGAAUCCUAUUUCUCAAGAGUUUUCGCCUUGUUGAUCAUUCCCACUUCCUUUAUUCUAUACUCCUUUUGUGCAUUCCAACCAUUGAAAUGGAAUAUAUUUCUGAAGAGCCAGUUUGAAGGGAAAAACCCCCACUAGUGUCAACUGUCUCUUGCUGUCUCUCAUUUUACGUUGCUGUGUUUCUUGUUUCUCUCACAUAGUUCUUCCCUUUUUACAUCUUUCAAGAGUUCUAGACUGAUGGCCAGAGGUGAGCUGAUGGACUAGUUAGAAGUACAAAUC